This is a messenger RNA of Penicillium bovifimosum, 1557 nucleotides long. RefSeq names its product NTF2 and RRM domain protein. Bases 1 to 1557 code for a protein of 518 amino acids. Gene Ontology annotation, biological process: ribophagy; protein deubiquitination. Gene Ontology annotation, molecular function: mRNA binding. The transcript has 2 exons. The record is from RefSeq and is a predicted model, not a curated record. Gene Ontology annotation, cellular component: Ubp3-Bre5 deubiquitination complex; ribonucleoprotein complex; cytosol. NCBI's taxonomy places the organism in Eukaryota, Fungi, Ascomycota, Eurotiomycetes, Eurotiales, Aspergillaceae.
AUGGCCGACAUGACUCAGGUUCCCGUCAAUGGCAACUACCCUGCCCAGCACGGAUACCCCGAAUCCUACAACCACGCAGCCGCCACCAUGAACAAUGCUGCCAGCUUCCAGCCUGCCCAGACUUCCACUCCCACCACCUCCACUCCUACCGAUCAGCAGAAACAUGAGAUCUCCAAGGAUGAGGUCGGCUGGUACUUCGUCGAGCAGUACUACACCACUAUGAGCCGCACCCCCGAGAAGCUUCACCUCUUCUACUCCCGCCGUUCUCAGCAUGUCUUCGGCACCGAGGCCGAAUCCGUUCCCGUUACUGUUGGCACCAAGGCUAUCAACGAGAAGCUCAACUCUCUGAAGUUCCAGGACUGCAAGGUUCGCGUCCUGAAUGUUGAUUCCCAGGCCUCUUUUGACAACAUCCUGGUGUCCGUCAUUGGUGAAAUCUCCAACAACUCCGAGCCUUCCCGCAAGUUUGUUCAGACUUUCGUUCUUGCCGAGCAGCCUAAUGGCUACUAUGUGCUCAACGACAUCUUCCGAUACAUGGCCGAAGAGCCCGAGGAGGAAACCGAGCAGCCCACCCCGGCUCCUGUUGCCGAAGCUCCCGAGGCCGCUGUCGCAGUUCCGGCUCAAGAGGAAGAGGCCCAGGUCGUGGGUGAAGCUGCUGUCUCUAAGGUCGACGAGAAGCUCGAGGAGGUUGAGGCCAACGGUCACGUUGAGGAGCAGCCCAAGGAGGUUGUUCCUGAGACCAACGGUGCUCCCGCUGAGGAGGCCCCUGCCCCUGUUCCCGCCGUCCCGGCUGAGGUUGUGACUGCCGAGAAGCCUGCUACUCCUGAGCCUUCUCCCGCUCCCGAGAAGGCGGAGAUUGCUGAGAAGGAAGCUGCUCCCGCCCCUGCUGCCCCCAAGACUUGGGCCAACAUCGCCACUACCUCUUUCGCGGCCAAGGCCGCUGCCGCUGCCAAGGCUGCCGGUGCCCAGGCUGCUCCCGCUUCUGCUCCUGCUGCCGCUGCUCCUAAGGCUGCCGUCCCCGCUGCUCAGCCCGCUGCUGCUCCUGCGGCUCACGCUGAGGCUGCCCGUUCCCCCGAGACUCCUUCCGCUGAGGCUGGAUGGCAGACUGCUGGCCCCGACCACAAGAAGUCGCAGUCUCGCGCGGGUGAGGAGACCGUUCUCGCUUACAUCAAGAACGUCAACGAGAAGGUCGAUGCCAGUCUGCUGAAGCAAACCUUGGCUCGCUUCGGCAAGCUCAAGUACUUCGAUGUCAGCCGCCCCAAGAACUGCGCCUUCGUUGAAUUCAACGAGCCCUCCGGCUAUGCCGCCGCCGUUGCCGCCAACCCUCACCAGAUCGGUAGCGAACAGAUCCUCGUUGAGGAGCGCCGUCCCCGUGGCAACGCCUACGGCAGCAAUGGUUUCCCCGCCGGCCGCGGUGGUGGUGCCGGUCGUGGUCGCGGUGAUCGUACUGGUAGCCAGGGUCGUGGUGGCUUCCAGCGCGAAGGCCGUGGCAGCUUCACUCCCCGUGGCCGCGGUGGUAACGUUGCCGCCAAGGGUCGCACCCAGGCCCAGGCCGCUUAA